CGCCAGGGGAUUGGCUGUUGUUGGGACACGUGACCCGUCGGGCCGCAGUACAGACAGUGUUGUGACAGUCGGGUGAGAGGAGCUGGGCGGUGGGGGCGCCGAGCCAGGGUGACAGGAACCGCGGCAGCCGCGCAGGGAGUCCCGGGCAGACACUCAGCCUCCGACCAGUGAGCACGUUGAUGAGUGCAGCCUCCCGAGUGCCCCCCAGCUGCCCAUGUCCCAGCGGGGCUCUGAUGGUUUGGGCGGUCGCGCAGCACACUGAAGCCGGGGGUAGAGGAGGACAGUGCCGCGGAGGGGAGAUGGAGCCCUGGGACAGCGUGCGGCAGAGCCUCGGUUACAUGUAGCGGGCGGGGGUAUGACGAGGAGCGGGGUGACGAUGCUGUAAUACCAGUCGGGGAGAGGGAGGAUGGCCGUGGGAUUAGCUCGGGAGGUCAGUGAGUGACUGCUGCUGCUGAGGGGAGCGGGGGCCGCGCACGGUGCCGGGAGCGGGGGGGAGGCAGCGGAUCAGCCCCCAGUGACCCCGCGGCGGCUGCGACCUUGCUGAUCGCAUAUUGAUUAACCGAAGUGACAACAAUGUGUCAGCUGUGAGCCGGGGGAGGGGUCAGCUGUGUGGAUGGCACGGAGGAGACGUGGCUGCCUGGCGGUGACCCGAUCCGGGUGACUCACCCGCUGAUCACACAGCCCGCGGGCUUUCCUCCCAGUCUGUGUGUGUGAGAGGAUGGUGAGAGCAGCCUUGAGUGUAUAAAUAGACAGUGCCAGGAGAGGGCCGGCCGGGCAUCGUCCCCAUUACCCUCUCCGGGCAGCCAGGUGUGAGGGGCAUCGGUGAGGAGGCCGGUCCCCGGUGAAGAGACCUCGUCAGUCACUCAUGAGACCCUCUCCCUGUGGGACAGACGGCAAGAUGAAGCCAGACAGAGACUCUUUGGACGAGUUCUUUGAGUAUGAGGCGGAGGAUUUCCUGGUGUACCUUGCUUUACUGAUUACAGAAGGUCGCACGCCUGAGCAUUCAGUGAAAGGCAGGACAGAAGGUCUCCACUGUCCUCCAGCACAGUCUUGUCAAUCCGAACCCAGUAAGCAUGAAUGCAGUGAUAAGUUGGCACAGUGCCGUCAAGCUAGAAAAACUAGGUCUGAGGUCACUCUUCUGUGGAGAAAUAAUCUUCCCAUCAUGGUUGAGGUGAUGCUGCUCCCAGACUGUUGCUAUAGUGAUGAAGGCUCUGGCACGGAGGGGAAUGAUGUAAAUGAUCCUGCAAUGAAACAAGAUGCCCUCUUGCUGGAAAGGUGGACCCUGGAGCCGGUUCCCAGGCAGAGUGGAGAUCGUUUCAUUGAAGAGAAGACACUACUGCUGGCUAUCCGUUCCUUUGUUUUCUUUUCCCAGUUAAGCGCCUGGUUGAGUGUUUCCCACGGGGUUGUGCCACGAAACAUCCUGUAUCGAGUGAGUGCAGCUGAUGGAGAGCUACAGUGGAAUUUUACUCAUUCACCAACUGUACAUGUGUUUCCCGUUCCUAAUGUAUCUCACAACGUGGCCUUGAAAGUCAGUGUCCAGUCUUUGCCUAGACAAUCCAGUUAUCCAGUGUUGAACUGUAGCAUCCACAGCAGUCUUAGCGUCUAUGAAAAGAGAUUCUCGUCACAUGAGCAGAGUGGUCCUCCGCCUCGGGAGACACGGGAGAACAGUCAGCACAGUGCGCCCAGCUCUCAGCAUACAUGUAGCAAGCAGACAUGGACUGUUGAGCCUGGUGGAUUGCUGCAAGCUAGAACAAGCCUUAGCAUGAAUCUCUCUCUUCCUGGUAGAAGCAUGAAGUUAAUUCCUGAAGUUAGUAAUGGCUAUGACAUUGGAACGUCACCAUCUAAGAUUCAGUGUUUCAGUAUGAUGCGGGAUCCAAAGGCAGCACCACAAGGAUCGCCUAUCAGAAACUUCAAGUCGUUAUCUUUGGUUGAUGUGCCCAACAAUUCACACCCAAGCCAGCCAGCAGAAACCAAUCCCCUGAUAGGCACGCUAAUUCAAGAACGUCAGGAAGUCAUAGCAAGAAUUGCACAGCAUUUGCUAAAGUGUGAUCAGUCAUCCUCACACAUAUCUACUCGUUCCUUCAAAAUGCAUGACUCCAACCCCUUAUGCUCCAAAAUAUUCAGAAUUCCAUGUGAAGAUGAAAACGCUAACAAGAUAGACCGAGAAACACCUGUCGUAUGUAAUCCCAGUUCAGACUUGAAUCUAACACCCGACAACCAGGAAAGAAAACUGAAAAACGAUUCCGAUAUACACAUCACUUCCUCCCAACAUCCUGCUGAAGAUAGUACCUCACCAAAACCACAGGCAAGAAGGAGACUCAUUUUAGUUCAAAGCAAUGAACCCAUUUCAAGCACAUUUCAACAUUCUCUUAGUAAACAUACCCCACCUGCACUCUCAGUGUCCAGUAAAGAAAAUGUGAUCAAGCUGCCGGAAAGAGGAGACCUAAAACAUAGCGGGCAGGCUGAAAAAAUCAUCAGUAAAGGAACUCUGCAUCACAUCUCAAACCACAGCACCACAAAUAUCCACAUUUCCAAUAACAAACAAACAAACACAGUUGAAAAUAGAAACCCUGACUGUGUACAUCUCGACAACCACAAAAACUGUUCACGAAAUGCAGUGGCUCUGAAAACCGGUUAUGUUUGCCAAACGGCAGAGCCUAAAUGUACCGAGAACAUAAGGAAGGCACAAGGGUCUGAUCAUAACACACAAAUUCAUAGCACUGGAAAUUAUGUCAAGAAAGACAGAGAGGGACUGAAAUGCAAAGAGACCCAGGACAAGCUGAAAACAAGUCAUGAUGAGAAUGAGGAUCCAGCAAAGUGUGACUGUGAUAAACAAGAGCAGGGGAAAGGCAGCGGGAGCUGUUUGAGAUGUGAGCGGCUGAAGAAUACAGAACAAGCAAAAUUGGUACCACUGCGACCUUCUAAUAAUUGGAGGAAAAAGGGUUUUCAUUCUCUGGAUGGGAUCUCUACGAAAGCCUUCCACCCCUGCACAGGUUUACCUUUACUCUCAAGUCCUGUUCCACAAAGAAAAACACAGUCGGGUUAUUUUGAUCUGGACACUUCCAUACUGCAAUUUAAAGGGUUAGCUACAAAGAGACAGCGUCACUGUGAGAAAGCGGAGGCUGGUGCAGAACGUACAGACAGACAGCUCAGUUGCAGCGCUCCACCUGCUCCUUGCCUGAGCCUUCUGGGAAAUUUUGAGGAAUCAGUCUUAAAUUAUCGUUUUGAAACUCUGGGCACAGUUGAAGGUUUUACAGCAGACGUUGGGGCAAGCGGAGUCUUCUGCCCAACACACAUGACUUUGCCUGUCGACGUGUCUUUCUUCAGUGUUUCAGAGGACAAUGCUCCCUCCCCGUACAUGGGUAACAUUACACUGGAGUCUCUUGGCAAAAGGGGUUAUCGCGUACCUCCCUCUGGAACCAUACAAGUGACCUUAUUUAAUCCAAACAAAACUGUGGUGAAGAUGUUCGUGGUGAAAUAUGACUUGCAAAAGAUGCCAGCCAAUCACCAGACGUUCCUGCGGCAGAGAACAUUUUCUGUUCCUGUAAAACGGGAGAGGAAGGGGACAGGUCCUGAGAACAACAUCAAGACAGAAGAGCGAACAUUGCGUUACCUCAUUCACCUGAGGUUCCAGAGUUCCAAGUCGGGAAAGAUCUACCUCCACGGAGAUGUAAGACUCCUAUUCUCUCGCAAGUCUAUGGAAGUUGACAGUGGGGCAGCGUAUGAAUUGAAAUCCUACAUAGAAACUCCAACAAACCCUCAGUUUUCAGCAAGGGGCUGAGCAAGCCACAGCAGAGAGAAUCCUCUGGAUGAAUUAAAAUAGCUUGAUUACAUACUGCAAAGUGACAUCUGAGACUUUUGGUCUGAACGUAGGUGACAAAAAAAUGGACCAGCUCCAGAGGUUUUCUUCACUGCAUUCUGUGUAUUUGAUGUAGACUGGAAAUGAAUAGAAAGUCCUAACCCAUUUUUGUUUUAUUUUUUUUGUUGUUGUAUGUAAUACCACUUGAUUAGGUGUGUGCUGCAUUAGCAAUUCUUCCUGUUUAGUUUAGUGUUUACACAUUUUAUUUUGUUUAUUUAAUAUUUAAUGUUUCAUUUAGUAUAAUGAUUGUCCGUUUUGUCUCUGUGUUUUGCUGUAGCACAAAACCUAUGUAAAAUCAUACAGUGUAUUUUUGACAGUAAUAUUGAAAUCUAAAAUAUAUACAAAUCUUUA
This is a messenger RNA of Pseudophryne corroboree (corroboree frog), 4210 nucleotides long. RefSeq names its product atos homolog A (gene ATOSA). NCBI's taxonomy places the organism in Eukaryota, Metazoa, Chordata, Amphibia, Anura, Myobatrachidae. The record is from RefSeq and is a predicted model, not a curated record. The transcript has 12 exons. The coding region runs from base 866 to 3781 and encodes 971 amino acids.